UCUGCCAGGCACACCACACACGCCACGUGCUCGACAGGACAACCCAUGGAGCAGAGGCCCCAGCUGGGUGUCUCUGGCUGUCAAGCCGUGACGGCCAUUCGCGAACGGAAGCAGCGAGGAAGGCGCGGAGCUCUUCAUGGCAGCAGAGCAACACAGCAGUCGGCGAGAGAAGGCGGAAGGUCUGUGACGCCGCCGCCGCUGCUGCUGCUGCUGCUCCUUGUGUUGUCGCCCGAGCUUUGUUCUGGCUUCACAACCGGCUUAAGUGCUGUUACAACACGCUCGUGUUGGGCCCCUAGUCGUCGUGGCGUUUCGAUGCCAUCUUCACAGCAGCACGGGCGCGAGUGGCACGGGUGUACUGGCCGCGGAGUCGACAGGUCACGUUCGGAGUCGGGGCGAAGCCGAAGACUGCAGACCGUCGCCGCAGAAAGUGAUAGCCCCAACAGCAACCGUCGGCGAGCAACACAACAGCAGGGGCAACAGCGGCAGCCACAACAACAGCGAGAGCCCCGAAUGCAACAGCAGCAACAGCAGCAAAGAAGACAAGUGCAGCCGCCUCAGGGCGUAUCCCCUUCUUCAAGUGGAAGAAGCGUGGGCGCGGCGGUAGCACCGCGAACGCAAUCAGCGGCACCCAUCUCCAUAGAAUCUAUCGCGUCACUGCUAGAGAGAGGCCAGAGCCAGACCUCCACUGCCAGAGGCAAUGGCAACAAUCCUAGCGACCAACAGCAGCAACAGGUCUGGAGAGACGACAGCUUUGAUAAACGCGGCAGGGGCGACGCCGCGGCGGCAGGUCUUCGUUCGCGAAACACUGAGGAGCGGGGGGCGGGAGGUGCUGAUCAGGAACCAGGCUACCACGGCGGCCGGAAUGGGUUCCCGGGUGGGAGAGCGGGGGCGGCAAAUGCAGUCCGUGACCCGGGGGUUGUGGGAGGUGGGGACACCGUGGGUGAGGAGAAGUCCAAGGGGAACCCCAACAAAUUGUCUCUCAGAAAGCGGAGGGCGCGGGAAAGGAAGAGGGAGACGCCGGAAGAGAAGCAAUUGCAGAACGAGAUCGCUCUAGCGCUGAAGGCCGACUCCGCCGAGGAGGCGCUUCGGUCAUUCAAUACCGCCAUGGAGAUGGGAGUUGCGCUUAGGGCCAACCUGCUCCGGGGUGUCCUGAAUCAGUGCGCCAAGGCCGGCCUGAUGGAGGACUGCAUGAGGGUCGUCAUGGAGAUGAAAGAGCGGGGCAUGGUGAUCGAGGAGAACACGUACGUGCCGCUUAUCCGCGGUAUGGUGAGCCAUGGCAACUGUCACGACGCUUUCGAUCUCAUCAAAGACAUGGUGAACCAGGGGGUGCAGCCCAGGCUGAGGUGUUACGAGCCGGUAAUCGCGGAGAUGUGCCGCGAGGGGGGUAUGGACGCUGCCAGAGAGGUGUGGGAGCACAUGGAGCAGCAGGGCGUCAUUCCACGCGAGGAGCAAUACGUCAACUACCUCUGCGGCCUCAGCGUUGCCGGCGAGCUGUGGGACAAUGCACGCUCCGGAAAGCUGGACGAGAAGCUGCUGGACAUGUCCUACCACGCCAGGAACCUUACGAUGGGCCAGGUGGAACAGCUAGAAGAGCACUUCAACGCGGUCCCACUAGCGGCGGCGCCUUCAAUCCCCAUCAACGGCGAUGCCGGUGCGGUAGGGGACACGAAUGCCUGCGCUAUCACGGAGAUAUCGUCCGUUCCGCUAGCGCGGAGAGUCAAGGUCGCCGGCGGGCACGAGAUCGAUGACGACAGCUGGACGCGAGAGUGGUCCAGCAGAAAGCCGACACGCGCCGAACGGCCCGACAGCUGCCCCGCCUGCGGCGGGGCCCUCCGGGCCGUCGGCCUGACUGAUGGCGAGAGGGCGAGGAUCCGGGAAACGCUGUUCGGUCUGGCAGGACUGCAGGUCAAGAAGCACGCGAGAAGCAGGCGAGCAAGAAUCCCGUGCGAUAGCAGUGAAUGA
Messenger RNA from Ectocarpus sp. CCAP 1310/34, 1962 nucleotides. NCBI's taxonomy places the organism in Eukaryota, Phaeophyceae, Ectocarpales, Ectocarpaceae. The record is from the annotation of a GenBank genome assembly.